AUGAAAUUCUUCAGCGGGUUAAGGAAACCAGUCAUCAUAAAGAGAAAAAACAGUGUUGCAACAGAAGUUUCACAAACUGAUAGUUCUAGAUCUAAUAGCAGUUCUGCAAGUCCUCGUAUCCCUUCAACACCUGCAUCAUUAGCUCAAUCAACAUCUUCAUCGUCCACUAAUCAAUUAAAUUUCCAAGAAUUAUCAGACGAUGUCAUUGUGUCAUCUAUCCCAAUGAUGAAAAUCAUUAAUUCACAAUUUGAAAAGAAAUAUUUUGAAUGGAAUAAACAAAAUGACGCUACUGUUUGGAUAUGUUCUGUGGCAGAUCAAGAGGAUCGUACGAUUGAGAAAGUUUCUUUGGUAGGAACAACUUUUUACUUGGAGUUAGAAGAUCAAACAAAGACUAGUUUCCCUUUAAUUGGAGAAUUUUCAACAGAUUCUAAUAUAAUCUUUAAUGAGGAUUAUAUUAUGUUUUUAGACCCUGUAGUAUCUAUUCGUUGUGAAAACAAUCAAUUAUUAAACUCUUUACAAAAAUUAAUGGCAUUAUCAUUAUUUGAACAUUUUGCUGUGUACAAAUCUUUGACAGGUUCUCUUAUUUCGUCCAUUGGUUUAAGAAUGCCAGAUAUCAACAUGAUUUUAAAUUCUCAAUUCAAUUUUAAGGAUUGGUGUGAAAUAUACAUUCCUGAAGAAGGUUGGGUCAGAUCAUGGUGUCAUAUUAAUAAAAUGUCAAAGAAGUCAGAUAAAUAUGAGCCAAAGGGGAAAUAUCAAAUUAAAUUUUAUAGACAUAACAAAUCUGCAAGUCCAAAUUCUAAUGCUAAUCUUAUUUGCUAUAUUCCAGAUAGUAAUUAUGUUCAAGAUAUCUUUUUUUAUAAUGCAACAGAAAAUAAUCAAACACCUACAUCUAAUCCUACAGAGUUCCUAAAUAAUAUCAAGACAGUAAAACUUGUAGGUGACGUAUUAUAUCCUGAGGAAACACCUACAUUAAGAACACCAUCUACAAGUAGUAGUAUUACCAAACAAUUGAUUUCUCCGAAAAGAGAUGUAUCAACGAAAGCUGUGAAGCCUUCAAAAUCGUCAACAUUUAGAACUAAGAAAAAUGGUGUGUUAAUUAGACCUUUAGCACAUCAUGGUCUUUCACAUUUUGAUGCAAUGAUUAAAUUCAUUAUACCAAUGAUGGACGUUACAAGGAAAUAUGGUCGCCCAACUCAAUUUAUUGCCACAACUAAUGAAAUCAACUCUUUAAUGUUUGGUCUACCUAAAUUACCAAACACAAACUAUUUCAAAGAUUCUGAACUUGAAACGAUAAUUAAUGAUAAACAAAUGGAAUACUUAGAAAGUAACGAAACAUUGGCAUAUUCUAUGAAUUGGAUUUCUGAACAUUUAAAGGAAGCAUUCCAAGUUGACCCUGAUAGAUAUUAA
Molecule: messenger RNA, 1407 nt
Organism: Maudiozyma saulgeensis
Lineage: Eukaryota; Fungi; Ascomycota; Saccharomycetes; Saccharomycetales; Saccharomycetaceae
Source: the annotation of a GenBank genome assembly